AUGCCGCCCACUGAAAACCCCACCACGAAUUCUCAUUCUAAUUCCAAAUCAGAAGCUGAGUAUGAAGAGAUUGUUCAAAACUCAGAUGUUUUCUCGCAAAAGCUUCAGGACUUUCACGUUCUCCAUGGCACCAAAUUUAGGAUCCCCACUCUGGGAGGAAAUCCUUUAGACCUACAUCAGCUUUUUGUGGAGGUGACCUCUCGAGGUGGCAUUGAAAAGGUUAUUAGAGAUCGUAGAUGGAAGGAAGUUACUGGGGCCUUCGAUUUCCCUUCUUCUAUAACAAGUGCAUCAUUUGUUUUGCGGAAAUACUAUCUGUCAUUGCUUUAUCACUUCGAACAGGUCUAUUAUUUUCGGAAAGAAGGAUCGUCUAUCUCAGUGGCUGAUCAGGCAGGCAGGAUUCUCAAUGGAUCAACAUCGCCACAUGCUUCUCGUGAUGGUGCGACAUCAUAUCAACGUUCAGUUAGCCCUAACCUGGAGGACGGCAGCUUAGUCACUGGAACAAUUGAUGCCAAAUUUGAUUUUGGAUACUUAAUUACUGUGUGCUCGGACUCUGGGAAUUUGCAAGGUGUCCUAUAUCAUAAUCCUGUGGAACCAAAUGUAUUCCAUAGUCAUACUUCUUCUGCCGACCCCGCUCAAAAAAGAGAUAUCAGCAAAAAAAUUGGGGAGUUGUGGAAUGGACUCACUGAAGCUGAAAAACAGGUUUAUCAGGAAAAAGGGUUGAGAGAUAAGGAAAGAUACAAAGCUGAGAUGUUGGAGUACAAAUCUUCAGGUCACCAUUUUCAAGCUCAAUAG
This is a messenger RNA of Fraxinus pennsylvanica, 792 nucleotides long. The record is from the annotation of a GenBank genome assembly. NCBI's taxonomy places the organism in Eukaryota, Viridiplantae, Streptophyta, Magnoliopsida, Lamiales, Oleaceae.